Molecule: messenger RNA, 1110 nt
Organism: Vairimorpha ceranae
Lineage: Eukaryota; Fungi; Microsporidia; Nosematidae
Product: histone acetyltransferase
Exons: 1
Coding region: 1-1110 (369 amino acids)
Biological process (GO): regulation of DNA-templated transcription
Molecular function (GO): histone acetyltransferase activity
Source: RefSeq, a predicted model, not a curated record
AUGGAUCCAAAUGAUAUCAAAAUCGGAUACAAAUUAUUUGUGCAAAAACCAAACACAAUAGUUCAGCAAAAGGCCGAGAUACUAGGUAUUCGUCAUAGAGAGGAUGUAUUAGAAUUUUAUGUACAUUACAUAGAUUUGAACAGAAGACUUGAUGAAUGGAUUCCUCAUACAUUUUUAUGCUUAAAUGACGUUACAAAAAUAGAAAUACCAAAAAAGAAAAAGAAAAUUGAGGAUGCGCAAAAAAAGUCCAUAGAUUUAAAUAGCAUUGAUGAUGAAAAGGAAAAUGUUAAAGUCAAAGAUGAAGAAUAUAAAAUAAAAAAUAUUAAACAGAUACAGUUUGGGAAAUAUCUUGUAGAACCCUGGUAUUUUUCUCCCUAUCCCAAGUGGAUAACUGACACUGAUAUUGUUUAUAUUUGUGAAAAGUGUCUGUACUAUUUUAAACAUAAAGAUGUUUACACUCAACAUUGUACAGAAUGUGAGACAGAACAUCCGCCAGGACGUGAAAUAUACAGACACAAUGGAAUAAGCUUUUUUGAGAUGGAUGGAUAUACGGAACCCAGAUUUUGUAGAAAUCUUGCUUUACUAUCCAAAUUAUUUUUGGAUCAUAAAUCUUUAUAUUACGACAUUGAUGUCUUUUUAUUUUAUGUAUUGUGUCGUAUUGACGAUAAUGGAUAUACGAUUGUAGGAUAUUUUUCUAAAGAAAAAAUAUCAGAAAUGGGCUAUAAUCUGGCUUGUAUUCUUACUCUGCCUUUUGAACAGAGAAAAGGCUAUGGAAGAAUUUUAAUGGACUUUUCUUAUAUGCUCAGUAAAAAAGACAAUUUGAUAAGUGGCCCAGAAAAACCUUUGAGUGAUUUAGGACUUUUGAGUUACAGAGCAUAUUGGUUGGAUGUUAUUGUAGAUUUUUUAGUAGAAAAUAAUAACUCGUCUGUUGAUGAAAUAUCUAAAGCAACUCACAUUACUGUAGAAGAUAUUAUAAGCACUUUGAUGUAUUACAAUGUUUUAAAGCUUUACAAAGGAAAGUUUAUUUAUGCACUCAGUGAUAAACUUAAAGAAAAAGCACAGAAAUUUAAAACUAGAAGAUUGGACGAGAAAUAUUUAAAAUAUUAUUAA